ACUCUGAUUCCUCUCUGUCUCUGUCUCUCUCUCUCACCCAACUCCUUCGACCAUUUUUAUUUGGGCAUCUCUGCCUUUUCUCUCUCCAAUUUUCUCCAUCCCAACUCCGGUUAGGCCAUUCCAAAAUUUCAGUUGCUCUAUUCAAUGGAAGCUCUUACUAGGCCACCUUCAUCUCUUAUGCUGCGCAAUCCUCAAAGGUCCAAUUCAUCAUUCACUCCAUCUUUCCCUCCAAAAACCCAAAACCACCCAAGAAAAAUUCAUCACAGAAUCCAAAUUACCAACUCUGCUAGCUUCCUAGACUUGGAACCCAAAUCAAAACCAGAGUCCUUGAGCUUUGACCUCCCAAGGCUCGAUCCAUCGGACCGGUCCCGGUUUGAUGUGAUCAUCAUUGGUGCCGGUCCAGCCGGCCUUGGCCUGGCGGGGCAGGUGUCAAGUUAUGGAAUCAAGGUCUGCUGCGUUGACCCAUCACCACUUUCUGCGUGGCCAAACAACUACGGUGUCUGGGUUGACGAAUUUGAGAGCUUGGGGCUUGAAGAUUGGUUGGACAAGACAUGGUCCAUGGCUUGUGUCUAUGUCAGCGACGACAAGGCCAAGUACUUGGACCGAGCCUACGGAAGGGUGAGCAGGAAUGGACUGAAAACGAAGUUGUUAGAGGGUUGUGUGUCGAAUGGUGUCAAGUUCUUGAAGGCCAAGGCUUGGAGCGUUGAGCACCAGGAGUUUGAGUCUUUGAUUGUGUGCGAUGAUGGGAGUGAGCUAAAGGGUAGCUUAGUCAUUGAUGCUAGUGGGUUUGCAAGCACUUUUGUGGAGUAUGACAAGCCAAGAAACCAUGGUUAUCAGAUUGCUCAUGGUAUUCUGGCAGAAGUUGAGAGUCACCCUUUUGAUUUGGACAAGAUGCUUCUAAUGGAUUGGAGAGAUACCCAUCUGGGAAAUGAGCCGAAUUUACGGGUUAGCAAUUCAAGAUUCCCAACGUUUUUGUAUGCAAUGCCAUUCGAUUCGAAUCUGGUAUUCCUGGAAGAGACUUCCCUGGUGAGCCGGCCUGUGUUGUCGUAUAUGGAGGUGAAGAAGAGGAUGGUAGCUAGGCUGAGGCAAUUGGGGAUUAGAGUGAAGAGUGUGAUUGAAGAGGAGAAGUGUUUGAUCCCUAUGGGAGGUCCUCUCCCCAAAAUGCCUCAAAGUGUGAUGGGCAUGGGCGGGACAGCUGGGCUAGCCCAUCCUUCGACAGGGUACAUGGUGGCUCGGACCCUGGCUCUAGUCCCGGUCCUCGCCAGUGCCAUUGCAGAGUGCUUGGGCUCGACUCGGAUGAUUAGAGGAAAGCCACUUUAUAGUAGGGUUUGGAAUGGGUUGUGGAAUUUGGAGAGGAGGUCUAUGAGGGAAUACUACUGUUUCGGAAUGGAGACACUAUUGAAGCUUGAUUUGGAUGGGAGUAGGAGGUUUUUCGAUGCUUUUUUCGACUUGGAUCCUCAUUACUGGCAAGGAUUUCUGUCCUCCAGGUUGUCUCUGGCAGAGCUUGCUAUGCUCAGCUUGUCUUUGUUUGGACAUGCCUCAAAUCCUUCAAGGUUUGAUAUUGUCACUAAGUGUCCUGUUCCCUUGCUUAGAAUGAUGGGUAAUCUAGCACUUGAAACAAUUUAAUUAGUAAGAUUGAAUGUGAAACUAAACUUUUGAUAUACAAAUAAAAGUAAGUCUUUGUUUCAUGAAUUUUAAAGACCGUAUUUUAAAAUGUUAUUGGUAUGUAUACUGAAAAUUUGCUGAAUAUGAUUGAUGCAUGUUGAUGUUGGUUA
This is a messenger RNA of Cornus florida, 1775 nucleotides long. Its product is annotated as capsanthin/capsorubin synthase, chromoplastic-like. Gene Ontology annotation, biological process: carotenoid biosynthetic process. The coding region runs from base 145 to 1626 and encodes 493 amino acids. Gene Ontology annotation, molecular function: oxidoreductase activity, acting on paired donors, with incorporation or reduction of molecular oxygen. The transcript has a single exon. NCBI's taxonomy places the organism in Eukaryota, Viridiplantae, Streptophyta, Magnoliopsida, Cornales, Cornaceae. The record is from RefSeq and is a predicted model, not a curated record.